AUGCCCCUCGACAGCUCAACCUACGCCCUCGCACACCUCCGCAUCGACGGCCGACGAUGGAACGAGCUCCGCCGCAUCCACGGACAAAUGUCCACCCAAGCCGCCGCGGACGGAAGCAGUUACUUCGAGAUGGGUAACACAAAAGUCAUCUGCACCGUCCACGGACCUCGUCAAGCGCGGCAGGGUGGAGGUGGAGGGCAGAGUCGUGAGGCGGCGAUUGAUGUCGAGAUUGGAAUAGCGGGGUUUAGUGGCAUGGAUAGGAAGAGGAGGGGGAAGAGUGAUAAGCGCGUACAAGAAAUGCAGUAUACCAUUUCCUCGGCGUUCUCGAGUACCGUGUUCAUGCAAUUUUACCCGCAUUCGACGAUCACGAUUGUUUUGCACGUUCUUUCCCAGGACGGAGCACUUCUGGCAGCGUGUCUGAAUGCUGCGACUUUGGCAUUGGUCGAUGCCGGUGUACCGAUGAAGGACUAUGUUGCGGCGAUCACGACAGGCUCAACCGCAUCGUACGCGAGCAAUGACGAGGAGGCAGAUCCGCUGCUGGACCUGAAUGGCGUGGAAGAGCAGGAAUUGCCGUUUCUUACAAUGGGCACGAGUACGGGUGAGGACAAGGUCACUGUGCUGGUCAUGGAGACGAGAGUGCAGGUCGCGAGGGUGGAGAGUAUGGUCAGCGUGGGUCUGGACGGCUGUAAGCAGGUCAGAGGGAUCUUGGAUGGGAUCGUGAGGGAGCAUGGGAAGAAGUUGCUGUCAGGGAGAUGA
This is a messenger RNA of Fulvia fulva, 756 nucleotides long. RefSeq names its product Exosome complex component SKI6. The record is from RefSeq and is a predicted model, not a curated record. Gene Ontology annotation, cellular component: nucleolus; cytoplasmic exosome (RNase complex); nuclear exosome (RNase complex). The transcript has 2 exons. Gene Ontology annotation, biological process: U4 snRNA 3'-end processing; nuclear mRNA surveillance; poly(A)-dependent snoRNA 3'-end processing. NCBI's taxonomy places the organism in Eukaryota, Fungi, Ascomycota, Dothideomycetes, Mycosphaerellales, Mycosphaerellaceae. Bases 1 to 756 code for a protein of 251 amino acids.